CUUUUUUAUGAAGAUGGGCAGGAGAAUGUUUACAACGAUCUAGGGAUAAAAGUUUUUGACCCUAUGGAGGAUGUUCUAACGCAAAUCACAGACCCUAACGUUGUCCUGGAAACUAUAGCCACACAGAGCUCAUAUUUAGAAGCUCGCAAAUCUAUUGAGGAAAGAAAUGUUAAGAAAAGCGAUGAUGUAGAGCCAAAAGCCGUCACGAAACCAAAAUUGAAGCAGAAUAUGUAUAAUGAUUAUAGCGAUAAUACAAGAGAGGUGUUUAUAGAUCGAAUGUUAGAAAGCGCUGAAGAAAGAGGAAGGAUAGUUCGAUUUGCAAAAGAGCUUGGUGUUGAACCUCGCACUGCCCGGAGAUGGUGGAAACGUUAUCAGGAAACAAAUGAAGUGCCAUACAAACUUUCAAAAAAUAAUGUUGGCCGUCCAAGCUCUUUCACAACUGAACACGAGACAUAUAUUCGAGAACUACUUGAUAAAGAUCCUCAGCUUUAUUCUGAAGAUAUUAUCGGUGAGCUAUCUAAAGAAUUUAUGGGCUUUUCUAUUUCCAAAACGCAGCUUAAUCAUCACUUGAGGAACAAUAUGCUUGUGACGAUUAAAAAACCUACAUUUGAACCCGAAGCUAGAAACUCUACUGAUAACUUAGAGACGAGAUAUGAAUGGUUUAGAAAUGGAAAGACUCUGAUGUAG
This is a messenger RNA of Zychaea mexicana, 687 nucleotides long. RefSeq lists its product as uncharacterized. The transcript has a single exon. The annotation marks the transcript as partial. The record is from RefSeq and is a predicted model, not a curated record. Lineage: Eukaryota; Fungi; Mucoromycota; Mucoromycetes; Mucorales; Lichtheimiaceae.